Messenger RNA from Oryzias latipes (Japanese medaka), 4788 nucleotides. It is a transcript of the gene sec31b, whose product is annotated as SEC31 homolog B, COPII coat complex component. Gene Ontology annotation, biological process: endoplasmic reticulum to Golgi vesicle-mediated transport; endoplasmic reticulum organization; COPII-coated vesicle cargo loading. Gene Ontology annotation, cellular component: endoplasmic reticulum exit site; COPII vesicle coat. NCBI's taxonomy places the organism in Eukaryota, Metazoa, Chordata, Actinopteri, Beloniformes, Adrianichthyidae. The record is from RefSeq and is a predicted model, not a curated record. Gene Ontology annotation, molecular function: protein binding; structural molecule activity.
GUCUAUUUCGGCUACCGUAGCUGAGUGACAACAGGGCAAAGCACUUUGGUCUGAGCUUUUUAGCUUGACUGAUAAGUACCCCUUAGAACUGGUAGAUGCAGACGGCGAAGUUGUGACACAACCUUUUAAACGAUUUCAGAAUCUCAACGCUAGUUUAAAGAUGAGACUGAAGGAAAUCCAGAGGACUGCCCAUCAGGCUUGGAGUCCGUCGGGACACCAUCCUAUCUUUCUGGCUUUAGGAACAUCAGCACAACAGCUUGAUGCUUCCUUCAACACCACAGCAGCCAUAGAGAUAUUUCAGAUGGAUUUCACUGACCCCUCUCUAGAGAUGCAGCUCAAAGGAUCAAUACCAACUCCAAACAGGUUGCACAGUAUCGUUUGGGUCGACUUUGGAAUGGGAGCAGAUGAAACUGGAGGGAGACUCAUUUGUGGAAGCGAAAAUGGCUUGUUGACGGUGUACAAACCUGAGGCCAUAAUGAACUCUGGAGCUGAUGCACUUGUUGGACAGUCUGAUAAGCAUACUGGACCUGUUGGAGCACUUGAUUUCAACCCCUUCCAGAGUAAUCUUCUUGCAUCAGGGGCAAAUGAUUCUGAAAUAUUUAUUUGGGAUCUAAAUAACUUCAACAGUCCAAUGACUCCUGGCGCAAAAACACAACCUGCUGAAGACAUCAGCGUUGUGUCGUGGAACAGGCAGGUUCAGCACAUCCUGGCCUCUGCCACUCCCAGUGGGAAAGCAGUAGUUUGGGACCUGAGAAAGAACGAGCCCAUCAUAAAGAUCAGUGAUCACAGCAACAGGAUGCAUUGCUCUGGAAUGCUGUGGCACCCGGAUGUGGCCACUCAGUUGGUGUUGGCCUCUGAAGAUGACAGACUGCCAGUCAUUCAGAUGUGGGACCUCCGCUUUGCCACAUCACCUCUGAAAGUCUUUGAAAAUCACACGAGGGGAAUUCUCUCCAUAUCCUGGAGUCAGGCAGACUCAGAGCUUUUGCUCAGUAGUGCUAAAGACAAUAGGAUCCUCUGCUGGAAUCCCAACACUGGAGAGGUCAUUUAUGAGCUUCCAACCACCAACCAAUGGUGCUUUGACGUUCAGUGGUGCCCCAGAAAUCCAGCCCUGCUUUCAACAGCAUCAUUUGAUGGGAGAAUUUCAGUUUAUUCUGUAAUGGGAGGAAGUUUGAAGGCCCAACAGCAAAGCACAGCUGAGAAGAUUUCUUCCUCAUUUGAUACAAUGGAUCCCUUUGGUACGGGGCAGGUGCUGCCCCCCCUGCAGGUUCCCUUGCCUCAUAUGCAGGACACCAUUGUUCCCCCUCUAAAGAAACCACCAAAGUGGGUGCGCAGGCCCGUUGGAGCGUCUUUUGCUUUUGGGGGUAAACUGAUAACCUUUGAAAAUCCCAAGCAACCUUCAGUGCAAAGCCCCCAACCCGUCCCCAGACAGGUGUUUAUGAGCCAAGUUACCACGGAGACGGAGCUCCUCCAGCGCUCUAGGGAGCUGCAGGCAGCACUGCAGUCAGGUUCUUUCAACACCUACUGCCAGACCAAAAUACAGAACGCCACGUCUGACACUGAACAGGACAUAUGGAAGUUUCUGCUGGUUAACUUUGAGGAUGAAGCUCGAGUUAAAUUUCUUAAACUUUUGGGUUUCAGCAAAGAUGAGUUGGAAAGAAAGAUUUCCAAAUGUCUGGGGAAGAGUUGCCAACCAAAUGGACUCGGCGUAGACGCCAAAGAUCUGGCAGAAAAGAUGCAGCGGCUUUCCACCGAGAGGUGUGAAGAAGGAGCUGAAUCUCGAACCUCUGGCUCCGUCUCCCCAGCAGACUUUUUCAGUGACACUCCAAAGGACACUCCCAACUUCCAGAUUCCUGUUUCAUGCGACUCGGAUGGAUUGAUUAGUCAGGCGCUGCUGGUUGGUAACUUUGAAGGGGCUGUGGAGCUGUGCCUGAAUGACGGCCGUUAUGCCGAAGCCAUUCUGCUGUCCAUCAGCGGGGGAGAGGAGCUGCUCAAAAAAACUCAGCAGAAAUACCUGAGCAAGCGAAAGAACAGCAUUUCAAUGCUUAUAUCAUCAGUGGUGACCCAGAACUGGAGGGACAUCGUGCAGUGCUGUGAAUUAGACAACUGGAAGGAAGCUCUUGCUGCGUUGCUGACAUAUGCUCACCCUGAGGACUUUGCUUUCUUGUGUGAUAUUCUUGGGAACAGGUUGGAGCAUGAGGGCACAGAGAAGCGCUGCCUUCAGGCCUGCCUGUGUUACAUCUGCUCUGGAAACAUAGAGAAGUUGGUGGAGUGCUGGGCUUUGCAUAGAGACUGCUCCUCCCCUCUUGGUCUGGAGGAUCUGGUUGAAAAGGUAAUGAUGCUUCGAAAGUCGAUUGAGCGCCUGCGCAACAACGAGGUGGCAAUCCAGAGCCCUAUCCUGGCGGAGAAGCUAACCAGUUAUGCAGGAAUACUAGCUGCUGAAGGCAGCCUGUCCACUGCUAUGGCCUACCUGCCUGAGAACUCGGAUCAACCUGCAAUCACAAUGCUGAGGGACCGACUGUUCCACGCUCAGGAGGAGGCUUCUGUCCAACCACAGAUUACUCACCCUUCCAAAGUUGCCCUGUCUACAGCAAAUGCCAUUCCUGCACCGAAAGCCCCAUUUAUGAAUCAGUUUCAGCCUCCUGCACCGUCCCCGGUGGCUCCACCACAACAGCCCCAAAUACCUUCAGUUUUUACUCCUCAAGCUCCUCCGCCCAACCCAGGGCCUGGCCUUCCACCCACCUCUCACGUGCAUCACCCCAGCAGUCCACCUUCUGCCAUGAGACCCUCGUACCCACAGCAUCCCUCCAUGCCUCCGGGAAUUCCUUCUCAUCAGCCAUUCCAGCCUCAACCAGUUUCCGCCGGCGGACCCUUCCCUCCUACGGUUCCUUCUAUACCGGCUCCCAGCUUAUCAGGACCUCAGCUGCCGCCUUCAUCGUCCACCCCAGGAGGUCUACCCCCCAUGCCCAGCCCUGGGGUUCCACCGACAGGCUUCAUGCCGUCUACCUCUUUGCCGUCAGGCUUUAUGCCUCCUAACUCCCAACCAGGAGCCCCAGUUCCCAUGUACCCAGGAAACUUUCCCAACCAGGGACCUCCUGCACCCCUCAUGUCACCCGGUCACUUUACCCCUGCUGGACCGGGGUAUCCCCAAGGAGGUCCCGGUGCUCCAGCUGUAAAGCCGUUUCCAGCUCCUGUUGUGGCUCCUCCUCCCACAGGACCUCAAGAGGGCUGGAAUGACCCCCCAACAGUACGAGGUGGACCCAGGAAGACAAAGGUUUCCAGUAACUACACCCCACCAGUUCCCAUCACAGCUCCUGUGAUGGGUUUCCCAGUGGAGUCCCAACAGCCCCAUGACCCCACCCAAGUCCCCCCCGGAGCUCCUCAGGAGCCGAGUGUACAGGUUGGUCUCCAAAGAGGCUCUGUUUUUUCACAUCAGUGGCCACAUGCUCCUCUGGUAGACUGUAGAAAUAAUCCAAACAAACCUUUUGUUGCUCAGCUUCUCCAGCAGCUGCCGGCAGAGAGGGUGGAGCAGAAGGAAAUCCCCCCUGAGCAUGUGAUCCUCAAAACCACCUUUGACAGCCUGGUGCAGCGCUGCCAGCUCGCAGCGGGGGAUCCGCAAACAAAGAGAAAGCUGGAUGAUGCAGGAAAACGUUUGGGGCACCUCUAUGACAAACUGAGAGAGCAAUCACUUUCUCCAAAUAUCCUGAAUGGACUCCACGAGAUCAGCCGCUGCGUCUCAAGUCAGAAUUACCAGCGAGCUCUGGAGGUCCACACUCAGGUGGUCAGCAGCAGCAACUUCAGCGAGAUCUCCGCCUUCAUGCCCAUCCUCAAAGUGGUCAUAACCACCGCCAACAAGCUUGGAGUCUAAUCCCCUUUAAGCUCCAUAAACCCACUUUUCAGUGUUAUAUUGUCAUAUUUAUUUCUUUUUUUUUUCCAUCUGACGACAGACAAAAAUGAUUUAAAACAAAGUAGACAGUUGUUCUCAUCACUCUAUAAAUUGGCCUUUCCAUAGAAGCUGGUGGAUGUAAGCAGUGGUUGAUUGUUCUAGAACCUUGUUGGUGUCACUGUGGUAGUUUUAUAAACAGAUGAAUGUAUUCUGAAAGCUGUUAUCCAUUGUAAAAUCAGUCGGUGGUGUAAAAUAUAAAAUCAAAAAUCAUAGUUCAUAUUUUUCUUUUCGCUUUGUCUGAAACAUGUUGGUUACAGAGCUACAAAAGCGCAAUCUCAAAAAAAGAUCAUGAGAAUAAAACCAGGUUUGUGCUCUCAAAUCCCCCUUUAAGAAAAACUGGCUCAUUUGUUUUUUCAAUAAACAAAGAAAAACUGGGUCAUUUAUUGUACUGAUUUGUAUUCUCUGGUUUUUCUUUUAUUUUGUUGUUUUUUUUACCUGAAUUGUUGCAGGGCGCUGUUGAUGUCCGUCCUGUCUGUGUUGUGUAACAAUAGGUUUGUGUUGACUUAUUUCCCAUGUUCACUCUUCAAUUUACACAGAAGCUUCUUAAACAUAUUUGCAAUUCACUUGCUGCUCCCUCAGUUUUUUUAGAGCAGAUCUUCUUUUUUUCAAUUUUUUUUUUCAUUUUUGUACUAGAUUAGAUCAACCAAAUGAAUUUCCGAUUUUGAAAUCAGUUGUUUGUUGCUGCUGUACAUGAAGCUGGAUCGAUUGGUGUUUAGUGGCAGCAGAAGGCAAAGGAAGUGCCUCGCUGUGCCCAUUUGGGUUGCACAAAUAUUUAUAUGAUCUGCUUUGCUUUCUUUACUCAUUUCAUUAACUUUUUCAAAUAAAGUUUCAUUUGUAAAAAUUGA